Molecule: messenger RNA, 798 nt
Organism: Auxenochlorella protothecoides
Lineage: Eukaryota; Viridiplantae; Chlorophyta; Trebouxiophyceae; Chlorellales; Chlorellaceae
Exons: 7
Coding region: 1-798 (265 amino acids)
Source: RefSeq, a predicted model, not a curated record
AUGCCCGACCCCGACCAGCAGCUGUUCGGCGAUGAGUCCUUGGUGGACACCUCGGGCUUCUCCAACCCCGGGCCACUGGCCGGCGGCCCUGACCAGACCUCUGGUGGGCUGAGCCAGCUGUUUGGUGGCACGCUGCAGAGCUCCUGGGACGACUCCCUGCUGCCCCAGGACCCCAACACAGGCCCGGUGCCGGGCCCAUUCCCCACGUCCCCGGGCGGCUGGGACCGGGGCGUCCAGGGCGAGGACUCCACCCUCUUUGACGACCCGGACCCGGAGGACGUGGCCAUGGAGGAUUACCUCAUGGAGAAGGCGUGGGACGAGACUCUGACCCUGCACCACGACAACCUCAACCGCUGCGUGAACAAAUUUGCCAUCACCCACCGAAUGGCCGAGGUCCUGGAGGAAAUCGAGGCAGAGGAUGCGCUGAUGAAUAGGGACCACGACCCCAAGCACUACCUCCCCGCCUGGAUGCGGGCCGUCAAGGUGAUCAACGACAACCUGGAUCAGAUCAACAAGGAGACGCGCGAGGCGGAGGCUGAGAUAAGUCGCAACGCCAAUGAUGCCUUCCAGGACAUGGUCAACGAGCACCUGGAAGAGAUAUACGCUGUGCAGAGCGAGAUGGACGAUGACCAGUCGCACUCCCAGGAUUCUUACGAGGACAGGGAUCAGGUGCGGGGGUUGGACGGCCGACCCAGCGCCUCCCAGCGCAGGAAGGAGCUGCAGCGCAUUCUUUCAACCCCUGCGGGGCGCACGCCCCUUGCCAUUUCCAUUGGCGUCGGUGUUGCUCCAAAGUUCUGA